AUUGGAUCCUCCAAUAUUCACCAAACCCUACACUCUUUUUCUCUGACUAUCUCUGCAUAUUUCUAUAAAUUUCUGCCUAAACCACCCAACAACAUAGAACACACGGAUGUCUCGUGCUGAUGAAGCUCCGAGCAUGGCGUCGUCGGCAGAAUCACCCUUCACCGACCACAAAUUCUCUUUCUUCAACCAAUAUCCCCAUGCAACGGAGCUCAAAAAGCUCCCUCAAAGAUCCAGACCCCAUGUCUCUCCCAGCCUCGGCGAGCUCUUAAAGCGAGUCGAGGAUGCACAGUCCGACUCCGAGUCUCCGGCACAUCGUGUUCUCGACCUCUCCUCCUUCGCUUGUAGCUCCGUGUCUUCGUCCUACCCAUUCGUUCUCUCCUUCGAAAACCUUACGUAUAGCGUCAAGGCUGUCCGGAAGAUGCCAUUGUCUUCGUGCUUUUCUCGGGACGACAAUGCAUUUGACAGCAAGAUUUUACUGAAUGAUAUCUCCGGUGAGGCUCGGGAAGGAGAAAUCAUGGCGGUUCUUGGCGCCAGUGGGUCGGGUAAAUCCACCCUCAUUGAUGCUCUCGCGGAUCGAAUCGCCAAGGAAAGCCUCAAAGGGUCCGUGACACUCAAUGGGGAAGUGUUGGAGUCCAGGCUUUUGAAGGUGAUCUCUGCUUAUGUUAUGCAAGAUGACCUCUUGUUUCCCAUGUUAACCGUGGAAGAGACGCUCAUGUUCUCUGCAGACUUCAGGCUCCCUCGCUCGCUCUCAAAGUCCAAAAAGAAAGCCAGAGUUCUGGCUCUAAUCGACCAACUGGGUCUACGAAACGCAGCCAAAACAGUGAUCGGGGACGAAGGCCAUAGAGGCGUUUCCGGGGGCGAGCGCCGACGUGUUUCUAUCGGAAUCGACAUCAUUCACGAUCCCAUAGUCUUGUUUCUCGACGAGCCAACUUCCGGACUCGAUUCCACCAGUGCGUUCAUGGUCGUGAAGGUUUUGCAGCGAAUUGCGCAGAGUGGAAGCAUCGUGGUCAUGUCCAUUCACCAGCCAAGUUACAGAAUUCUCAGUUUAUUAGACCGAUUAAUCUUCCUCUCGCACGGGCAGACUGUGUACAGCGGCUCUCCUGCUACCUUACCCCUCUUCUUCUCCGAGUUCGGGCAUCCGAUCCCUGAAAACGAUAACCGAACGGAGUUCGCCCUCGAUCUUAUUCGCGAGCUUGAGGAAGAACCUGAUGGGACCAAGAGCUUAGUCGAAUUCAACAAGUCAUGGCAAGCAAAGAUUAAGAAGCAAAGAAGCAAUAGUAGCCAAAAUCGAGCAAAGCAGCUUUCCCUCAAAGACGCCAUAAGUGCAAGCAUUUCCAGAGGAAAAUUAGUCUCUGGUGCUCCCAACAGUUCGACUCUCACAUCUUCGGUUCCAACUUUUGCCAACCCUUUCUGGAUUGAAAUACUGGUGGUAGCGCGGCGGUCGCUCACAAACUCUAGAAGAAUGCCCGAACUCUUCGGAAUCCGAUUCGGUGCUGUGCUCGUAACCGGGAUUAUCUUGGCCACCAUUUUCUGGCGCCUCGAUAAUUCACCCAGAGGAGCCCAAGAACGCUUAGGGUUCUUCGCCUUUGCCAUGUCCACCACCUUCUACACCUGUGCCGAAGCCAUUCCUGUGUUCCUGCAAGAGCGAUACAUCUUCAUGAGAGAAACUGCAUACAAUGCUUAUCGCCGUUCCUCCUACGUUCUGGCCCAUUCUCUCAUCUCCAUCCCUUCUUUAAUCUUCCUGUCUCUCACCUUCGCCGCCACAACCUUCUGGGCAGUGGGCCUCGCCGGCGGACUCUCCGGCUUCUUCUUCUUCUUCUUCACAAUAUUUGCCGCAUUCUGGGCUGGGAGCUCGUUCGUAACGUUCCUAUCAGGAGUUGUCUCUCAUGUCAUGCUGGGAUACACUGUCGUCGUCGCCAUCUUGGCCUACUUCCUUCUGUUCAGCGGAUUUUUCAUCGGCAGGGAUCGAAUCCCACUCUACUGGAUUUGGUUCCACUAUCUCUCUCUGGUGAAGUAUCCUUACGAAGGGGUUCUGCAGAACGAAUUCGACGAUCCCGUGAAAUGCUUCGUGAGAGGGGUACAGAUGUUCGACAACACGCCGCUCGGAAUUCUGCCGGAGAGUGUGAAGUUGGAUCUGUUGAAGAACAUGGGAAAUACGUUGGGUUUCAAUAUCACGAGCACAACCUGCGUCACAACGGGUUUAGAUAUACUGAAGCAACAGGGAAUCACAGACUUGAGCAAAUGGAGCUGCUUGUGGAUCAGUGUGGCUUGGGGUUUCUUCUUUAGAUUUCUGUUUUACAUUUCUUUGUUGUUUGGGAGCAAGAAUAAGAGGAGGUAAGACAUAUACAGCAACAAAGCUUAAAUAUAUAUAUAUAUAUAUAAAUUGAUAAUUAUACAUUAUUGCUACUAUUAUUGUUAUUAUUUUCUUUUUUUGGGGGUAAACUUUUGUUAUUUUGUUGAAUUUAUCUUUAAGUGGGAUGUAAUUUGCCCACUUGGCUACAUUCAUGUAAAACUGUAAUUCCAUAUAUUUUCCACGUGUUUUCUGUUUAAA
Molecule: messenger RNA, 2551 nt
Organism: Juglans microcarpa x Juglans regia
Lineage: Eukaryota; Viridiplantae; Streptophyta; Magnoliopsida; Fagales; Juglandaceae
Product: ABC transporter G family member 20-like
Exons: 1
Coding region: 107-2338 (743 amino acids)
Cellular component (GO): membrane
Molecular function (GO): ATP binding; ABC-type transporter activity; ATP hydrolysis activity
Source: RefSeq, a predicted model, not a curated record